CAGUAAACACAGUGAGGUACGAGUAUCGCGUAGUGCAAUAUCAUUGGAAUUCCAGUCAAAUUGUGGCCUCUCAAUGACAUUACUGUCCUGAGAGAAUAAUCUCCGCACAACGUGAAUGUUCUAGUAUUCGCCUGUUUCAAGUGCGAGGGCAGGGAAGCCGAGACCCGUACGCUCUUCAACCCCGAACGCCCUCCCCUGUGACAUCGACAGCGUCAAUUUCACCCCUCCUUAUCACCCGCAUCGCAUCGCAUCGCCUCGCCAGAUCCAAAGCACACCCAUACCCACGCGUCUGCCCAACCCCCAGAGUCCCGCGAGCCUGCCCUCGACCCGAUACUUGAACCCAUCGGAAUUUCGUCAACUCGAGGCCAUACUGCUGCUAAAAGCCCACGAGCCUGCCGCAGAUACCGCACCCAUCCCACCAGCACAACACCACCCGGCACCAUGGCGUUGCCAAAAAGAAUCAUCAAGGAGACGGAGAGAUUAAUGGCAGAGCCGUGAGUUGCUCAAGAAUUUGCCGACGUUCGGCAUACUGACAGGAGUCUCCCGUAGUGUUCCUGGCAUCUCAGCCGUUCCUCACGAAGACAAUCUACGAUAUUUUGACGUCUCCAUCCACGGGCCAACCCAAUCUCCAUACGAAGGUCAGCCUCGACCCUCUGCACCACAGAAUAUGCUCUCCAGUUCUUGACCUGUCUAAGUCUAAUUUCAUGUAUAGGCGGGAUUUUCAAACUCGAGCUCUUCCUGCCAGAUGAUUAUCCUAUGACCCCUCCCAAGAUCCGUUUCUUGACCAAAAUCUACCACCCAAAUAUCGAUAAGCUAGGCCGCAUAUGUUUGGAUGUCCUGAAGAGUAGGUUUCCAUUUUGCUGCCGCUCUCGCGUUCUCCAUUGCCAUUCAAUUCUUGGUGUGUUUACUAAUGAGUCUAUUUUAGGUAACUGGUCGCCCGCCCUUCAAAUCCGCACUAUCCUCCUCUCCAUCCAAGCCUUGCUAGGUGCCCCGAAUCCAGAUGAUCCAUUAGCUCCCGAGGUUGCGAAAAGAUGGAAGGAGGAUGAGCAAGCUGCUAUUGCUACAGCCAAGGAGUGGACCCGAACUCAUGCCAUGACAUGAUUGCAGACAUAAUAGAAUUAUGAUUUACGACCUGCGUGAGGAUGGGCCAUAGCGAGCGAGUGCUAUAUGGAAGCAUGCGAAACUGAUUCGACACCAUUUGAAAGGUUCCUGGUGUUUGAGCGCAUGUACAUCC
Messenger RNA from Hymenoscyphus albidus, 1234 nucleotides. Lineage: Eukaryota; Fungi; Ascomycota; Leotiomycetes; Helotiales; Helotiaceae. The record is from the annotation of a GenBank genome assembly.